Liolophura sinensis is the source of this 1443-nucleotide messenger RNA. Its product is annotated as neuronal acetylcholine receptor subunit alpha-10-like. NCBI's taxonomy places the organism in Eukaryota, Metazoa, Mollusca, Polyplacophora, Chitonida, Chitonidae. Bases 1 to 1443 code for a protein of 480 amino acids. Gene Ontology annotation, molecular function: transmembrane signaling receptor activity; extracellular ligand-gated monoatomic ion channel activity. Gene Ontology annotation, cellular component: membrane. Gene Ontology annotation, biological process: monoatomic ion transmembrane transport. The record is from RefSeq and is a predicted model, not a curated record. The transcript is spliced from 7 exons.
AUGGAUGCCAAAGCCUCUCCAGCCUUGUUGGCCGCUGUUGUCUUAGCUUCAGUUAUUACCUGUCUUCUGUCACCCGUGGGCUCCACCAGUUUGGAGGGCAGGGAGACCAACGGCUACCGUUUGUUACGUGACUUACUCAGCGGGUAUGAUACCGAUAUGAGGCCAGUGAAUGAUCCAGAUGAUGCCGUGCUAGUCACCAUGGACAUCACCAUCAACAAAAUUCUUAAACUGAAUGAACGUGAUCAAAUCCUGGUCUCCUUCGUUUGGAUCCGUAUGUUUUGGAGGGAUGAAUUUUUGCGAUGGAACGCCUCUGAGUAUGGAGAUAUAACCCAUUUCGCAAUUGAUCGGGGUCGAAUCUGGACACCAGAUAUAACACUCUACAACAGCGUUGACAAAGCAGGCCUGGCUAUUCCGGAAGGUAACAAGGUGACCGUCACGAAGGAUGGAAAUAUUGGUUGGUACUUCCCGACCGUGAUGGAAUCAUCGUGUGCCCUGAACAUCCGAAGAUUCCCGUUCGACACACAAAUCUGUCCGAUGAGAUUCGGCUUCUGGGCUUAUGACAUACUCGCCUUAGACAUCCAGAAUCUCAACCCGCAUGCGCAAACAGAGUUUUUCGAGGAGAACGGAGAAUGGCAGCUUGUGGAUGCUCCUGCCAGACGGUUCGAGUUAGGUGCACUCUCUACCUACCCAUAUAUCGACUUUUACCUAGAGCUGGAGAGAUACUCCCAAUUUCAUAUUCUGUUUCUGAUUAUCCCUUUUCUGGUGAUCAUCAUGGUGACAGUACUGGGUUUCCUUAUCCCGGUGGGGGUCGGGGACAAGCUAGCGCUCACAGUUACCAACCUCCUGUCCCUAGUUGUGCUACAACUGUUGGUGGCAGAGCGACUUCCGCCACAGUCAACCAAUAUGCCAGUCAUUGCCAUGUUCUUCUGUGCCUGCAUCCUUCUGGUUGCCUUGAUGGUGGCGCUUCACGUGUUCGUCAUCUUGGUCCAUAAGGGUAGCACGAGCCGACGACCCCCACAUUGGCUACAGCGGAUUCUCUUUCCAACUAAGUAUGGGAAAUAUCGGGACGGCUUGCAAGACAAGGCCGCUGUAUAUGGUAAAGAGCAACAAGACAGCUCACUCCACGUUCCUUACAAGCCAUCAGAAGGCUUUGGAGAAAAACGUCCUAUAAUUUCACAGGAACCCUUGUCUAUAUGGUCACUGGACAGCAAGUCUUACUCAGACACGAGAAACCAGAAGUCCGACCCAAUGAUGUCUACCAUUUCCGACAACAUUCUGCAGAUUCGCCAGCACUUGAUGGGGAGCCGUGAGUCGCAGCAACUGGCAAAAGAGUGGAGAAAUGUUGCCGAGAAGAUGGACAAGAUCCUAUUCACCGUUGUCAUGACAGCCACAGUGUUCAUGUCUAUCGUCUGUACCAUCGGACCGCAGUAUGAAUGGAUUUAA